Molecule: messenger RNA, 561 nt
Organism: Triticum turgidum subsp. durum (durum wheat)
Lineage: Eukaryota; Viridiplantae; Streptophyta; Magnoliopsida; Poales; Poaceae
Source: the annotation of a GenBank genome assembly
AUGAGGACCGGGGGGAUGCUGUGCCGGUCACAGGCGGCGACGGCGGUCUGCGUGCCGGGCGACGCACGGUCCAUGGUCGUCGGGCGCCGCGCCGACCGGACAAUCGCCCAGGACGCGCGCACCCUCCACGACGUCAGGUACGUGCGCCUUGGUGCCGACGGAGCCGGCGCCGCGCGUGUCUCGUCCAGGCGGGUGGCGCCGCCCCAGCCGCCGCCCAUGUCGAGGAGGCGCGGAGCGACGGUGGCCGUGACGCUGCCGAUGGUGACCAAGAGCCCCGUGGAGACGCCGGCGCGGGACACUGCGGCGGCUAAGCCGACACCCGCCACUCCUACGGCGGCCGUGGCACCCGGCGACCAAGUCCUCCAAGUGGUCGUGAUGAAGGUGGCUAUACACUGCCAGGGGUGUGCAGGGAAAGUGAGGAAGCACAUCUCCAAAAUGGAAGGGGUGACAUCGUUCAGCAUCGAUCUGGAGAGCAAGAAGGUGACGGUGAUGGGUCACGUGUCCCCGGCGGGUGUCCUCGAGAGCAUCUCAAAGGUCAAGAAGGCUGAGCUGCUCAUGUGA